Acipenser ruthenus (sterlet) is the source of this 1921-nucleotide messenger RNA. RefSeq names its product methylmalonate-semialdehyde dehydrogenase [acylating], mitochondrial. Gene Ontology annotation, cellular component: mitochondrion. The coding region runs from base 211 to 1788 and encodes 525 amino acids. The transcript is spliced from 12 exons. Gene Ontology annotation, molecular function: malonate-semialdehyde dehydrogenase (acetylating, [NAD(P)+]) activity; methylmalonate-semialdehyde dehydrogenase (acylating, NAD+) activity. Gene Ontology annotation, biological process: thymine catabolic process; L-valine catabolic process. Lineage: Eukaryota; Metazoa; Chordata; Actinopteri; Acipenseriformes; Acipenseridae. The record is from RefSeq and is a predicted model, not a curated record.
UCAAUGGACGCCGAUGUUACUAUCCUAUCACAGCUGUCGUUUGGUGGGAGUUUUCUUUUCUGGCGAAUGAAUGGCGGGUAGGAGGAUGUUAUUUUCUCGUUCCUCCCAGCUGGUCUGAAAGAGCCUUCUGCAGUUGAACUUUCAAAGGGGGAGGUCGGGAGGGUUAGGUAAUACCGAAGGAAAAAGACAUUCAAAAUUAUCCAUUUCACCAUGGCAACCUCAAUCAUGAGGUGUGUUUGGAAGAAUAUGGUACCUGUACAAGUGGGACGGAUGUGCUACUCCUCCUCAGUGCCUACAACCAAGCUGUUUAUUGAUGGAAAGUUUGUUGAAUCCAAGAGCUCAGAGUGGAUUGACAUCCACAACCCGGCCACCAAUGAAGUUAUCGGGCGUGUUCCAAAGGCCACCCAGGAGGAGAUGCUGGCCGCCGUGCAGUCCUGUAAAACAGCCUUCCAGAGCUGGUCUGGGACCUCCAUCCUGAGCCGGCAGCAGGUCUUCCUCCGAUACCAGCAGCUGAUCAAGGACAACCUGAAAGAAAUAGCCAAGAUAAUCACCCGGGAGCAGGGGAAGACCCUGGCAGAUGCAGAAGGAGACGUGUUCCGAGGACUGCAGGUGGUCGAGCACACCUGCAGCAUUACGUCUCUAAUGCUGGGGGAGACUCUGCCCUCCAUCACCAAGGACAUGGACUCCUACACCUACCGGCUCCCCCUGGGGGUGUGUGCCGGCAUCGCACCCUUCAACUUCCCAGCCAUGAUCCCGCUCUGGAUGUACCCGAUGGGCUUGGUGUGUGGAAACACCUACCUGAUGAAGCCCUCGGAGCGAGUGCCUGGGGCCACCAUGCUGCUCGCCAAGCUGCUGCAGGACUCGGGCGCCCCCGAUGGCACUCUGAACAUUAUUCACGGGCAACAUGAUGCUGUGAAUUUUAUCUGUGAUCAUCCUGCUAUCAAGGCCAUCAGCUUUGUGGGAUCAAACCAGGCUGGGGAGUACAUCUACGAGAGAGGGUCCAAGAAUGGCAAGAGGGUGCAGUCCAACAUGGGAGCCAAGAACCACGGAGUAGUGAUGCCCGAUGCUAACAAGGAGAACACGCUGAACCAGCUUGUGGGGGCAGCAUUCGGAGCUGCAGGCCAGCGCUGCAUGGCCCUCUCCACAGCAAUCCUAGUGGGGGAGGCAAAGAAGUGGCUGCCAGAGCUGGUGGACAAGUCCAAAAAACUCAAAGUCAAUGCAGGUGACCAGCCAGGGGCAGAUGUCGGUCCCCUGAUCUCCCCGCAGGCCAGAAACCGUGUGACCGAGCUCAUCCAGAGCGGAGUGGACGAGGGCGCAUCCCUGCUCCUGGACGGCAGGAGCGUGCAGGUGAAGGGCUAUGAAAGUGGCAACUUUGUGGGACCCACCAUUCUGGCUAACGUCAAGCCUCACAUGAAGUGCUACACUGAGGAGAUCUUUGGGCCGGUGCUGGUAGUUCUAGAGGCAGACAGUCUUGACGAAGCCAUCGACAUAGUGAACAAUAACCGCUAUGGCAAUGGAACAGCCAUCUUCACCACCAAUGGAGCUACAGCACGCAAGUACACACAUGGAGUCGACGUUGGGCAGAUUGGUGUCAAUGUACCUAUUCCCGUCCCUCUGCCCAUGUUCUCUUUCACUGGCUCUCGAGACUCGUUCAGAGGAGAUACCAACUUCUAUGGGAAACAGGGAAUUCAGUUUUACACCCAGAUCAAGACUGUCACAUCCCAGUGGAAGGAGGAAGAUUCCACUUUGGGAAGCCCUGCUGUUGUUAUGCCCACCAUGGGACGCUAAGCACAGCUGCUACGAGAGGAUCCCCCUGCCAGACAGACACAAACACGCAUAAUACGGCCAUAGAAUCGCUGGAGGAAGAAAAUCGCAAGAAAACAAAACAAAUGAGCCUUAAUGUCGAGAUUGUAUCAAGAGG